AUGCCGCCCAUCGACCUCAAGCCGCUCUCCGAGCUGGGCCACAGCGAGCGGCAUGUGCUUCUCCAGCGGCGCGAGCGUCACCAGGAGAUCCUCGGCUUUGGCGGUGCCUUUACCGAGGCGGCUGCGCUGAACUGGCAGAGCCUCUCGCCCUCCGACCAGCGGCGUGUCAUCCGGCUCUACUUUGCAUCGCCCGAAGACGGCGGGCUCGGCUACACCGUCGGCCGGGUGCCGAUCGGGUCUUGCGACUUUGGGCCGGGCGGCGUGAACCGCACCUACUCAUUCGCAGAGGAGGCGGGCGACACGCACCUGCAUCACUUUGACGACUCGAUGCAGCACGACGUCGACAACGGCAUCAUCCCGAUGAUCCACGCGGCGAUGGCGGAGCUCGAGCGCUGGACGGCCGACAGCCUCUCCCUGGUGGCGUCGCCCUGGUCGCCGCCAGCGUGGAUGAAGCUGCCGGUCGGCGGCGUGCAGUCGAUGAUUCGGACGGCGCAGCCAAACGGCCUCGACCCGGCGAAGCAGCGGCCGUACGCGCACUACUUCUCGCGCUUCCUCUCUGGGUACGCGGCGCGCGGCAUCGACGUCUGGGGCGUGACGAUCCAGAACGAGGCCGAGGCGGCGGACGUCGGCUGGGAGAAGUGUGUCUACACGGCCGACUACAUGGCCUCCUUCGUCAAGGAGCACCUCGGCCCCGUGCUGCGCGAGGAGCACCCGCGCGUCAAGAUCAUCGGCUUCGACCACAACAAGGACCACGUUCUCACCUACGCGCGCGGCCUCUACGCGGACCCGGCGGCCGCCCACUACUUCGACGGGAUCGGCAUGCACUGGUACGGAGGGCUCAACACAGACAACCUCGACGGGACGCACGCGCUCGCGCCGGACAAGUUCCUGCUCGCCACCGAGGCGUGCAACUGCCCCGGAGUCAUCUACGAGGCGGAGGCGGCCGCCGAGUGGUGGCAGCGGGCCGAGCACCUCGGGAUGGACAUCCUGCAGGACCUGCUCCACUGGUCGGUCGGCUGGAUCGACUGGAACCUGAUCCUCGACACCACCGGCGGCCCGAACCACCUCGGCAACCGAUGCGACGCCAACCUCAUCGCCGAC
Molecule: messenger RNA, 1101 nt
Organism: Emiliania huxleyi CCMP1516
Lineage: Eukaryota; Haptophyta; Isochrysidales; Noelaerhabdaceae
Exons: 2
Biological process (GO): glucosylceramide catabolic process
Molecular function (GO): glucosylceramidase activity
Source: RefSeq, a predicted model, not a curated record